UGAAAACGGAGCUUUCCCGUCGAAUUGGGACUCGCCUUUCUUCGCCCUCCUAAACCACGAUAGGGUACACGCCUCUUCACGUCACUUAAGCUCUUAGAUUUCUGAGAUUCUUCCCAAAACUAUUUUGUCCGGAGAGCCACCGGAACUAUGCUCUCACGGCUGAAACCCGCGGUUGGAGGCGGGCCUCAAUCAGCGGAUAAGCGCAGAAAGAAAGGCAAACGGCUGCCGCAGCUGGAAGAUUUAUUAACUCAGCGAGAUUUCACUGGGGCCAUUGCCCUUUUAGAGUUUAAGCGUCAGGUUGGAGAACAAGAGGAAGAUGCAAACCUGUGGAUUGGAUAUUGUGCUUUCCAUCUGGGUGACUACAAGAGAGCACUGGAGGAGUAUGAGGAAUUAAUCAAGGAAUCUGCCUGCAACCCUGAUGUGUGGGUGAAUCUAGCAUGCACUUACUUCUUCUUGGGAAUGUAUACACAAGCUGAACAGUCUGCUUUGAAAGCUCCCAAGAGUAGACUUCAGAAUCGUAUGUUGUUCCAUCUAGCACACAAGUUUGGUGAUGAGAAGAAACUGAUGAAUUUCCAUCAGAAUUUGCAGGAUAUAACAGAAGACCAGCUUAGUUUAGCAUCUAUACACUAUAUGCGAUCUCAUUAUCAAGAAGCUAUUGAUAUCUACAAACGCAUACUGCUUGAUAACAGGGAAUAUCUGGCCCUCAAUGUAUAUGUGGCAUUGUGUUACUACAAGUUGGAUUACUAUGAUGUCUCUCAAGAGGUGCUAGCUGUUUACCUUCAACAGGUUCCUGAUAGUACCAUUGCUCUUAAUUUAAAGGCUUGUAAUCAUUUCCGACUCUACAAUGGGAAAGCUGCUGAGGCAGAGCUUAAAAGUUUGAUGGACAGUGCCUCAACAUCAUUUGAAUUUGCUAAAGAGCUCAUUAAGCAUAACUUGGUAGUAUUCCGAGGAGGGGAAGGGGCUCUCCAAGUGCUCCCUCCACUGGUUGAUGUCAUUCCUGAAGCUAGACUGAAUCUAGUCAUUUAUUAUCUUCGGCAAGAUGAUGUACAGGAGGCUUACAACUUGAUUAAAGACCUGGAACCUGCAACCCCUCAGGAAUAUAUUCUGAAGGGAGUAGUGAAUGCAGUACUUGGGCAGGAAAUGGGUUCAAGAGACCAUUUGAAAAUUGCUCAGCAAUUUUUCCAACUGGUGGGAGGAUCUGCUAGUGAAUGUGAUACUAUCCCUGGGAGACAGUGUAUGGCUUCUUGCUUCUUUUUGCUCAGGCAGUUUGAUGAUGUCCUAAUAUAUCUCAAUUCAGUGAAGAGUUAUUUCUACAAUGAUGAUACUUUUAACUUUAACUAUGCACAAGCCAAAGCUGCUACUGGCAAUACCAGUGAGGCUGAGGAGGUGUUCCUCCUGAUUCAAAGUGAGAAAAUAAAGAAUGAUUUUGUUUACCUCAGUUGGCUAGCACGCUGCUAUAUUAUGAAUAAGAAACCAAGAUUAGCCUGGGAACUCUACCUAAAGAUGGAAACUUCAGGAGAAUCCUUUAGUCUUCUGCAACUAAUUGCAAAUGACUGCUACAAAAUGGGCCAGUUUUAUUAUUCUGCUAAAGCUUUUGACGUCCUCGAAAGAUUGGAUCCUAACCCUGAAUAUUGGGAAGGCAAAAGAGGAGCCUGUGUUGGUAUCUUCCAGAUGAUUGUUGCUGGCAGAGAGCCUAAGGAUACUCUAAGGGAAGUACUGCAUCUCCUGAGAAGUUCAGGCAACCCCCAAGUAGAGUACAUUGUACGUAUAAUAAAGAAGUGGGCCAAGGAGAAUAGAGUUGCUGUUUAAACAAUGUGAUCAAGCGAAUGGAAGUCAUCUAUAUUGUGCCUGGCUGGAAUACUAAGACACAAACAUUGGAAAUCUAUGAUAGAAUAUGUGCUUACCUAUUUAUACAUGUUGUAUGUAAUUAAUAUGUUGAUGCUGUAUGUUCAUUACAAUUUUUUACAGUCUCUCCUGCGUUUAAUUCUGGAGCAAAAAUUCAAAAUAAAUUCAUUUAUAAAAUU
This is a messenger RNA of Ahaetulla prasina, 2024 nucleotides long. It is a transcript of the gene IFT56, whose product is annotated as intraflagellar transport 56. The coding region runs from base 148 to 1809 and encodes 553 amino acids. The record is from RefSeq and is a predicted model, not a curated record. Gene Ontology annotation, molecular function: intraciliary transport particle B binding; protein binding. NCBI's taxonomy places the organism in Eukaryota, Metazoa, Chordata, Lepidosauria, Squamata, Colubridae. The transcript has 18 exons. Gene Ontology annotation, biological process: intraciliary transport involved in cilium assembly; intraciliary anterograde transport. Gene Ontology annotation, cellular component: intraciliary transport particle B; ciliary base; ciliary basal body.